Colletotrichum orchidophilum is the source of this 861-nucleotide messenger RNA. Its product is annotated as bacilysin biosynthesis oxidoreductase bacC. The record is from RefSeq and is a predicted model, not a curated record. The coding region runs from base 1 to 861 and encodes 286 amino acids. The transcript is spliced from 3 exons. NCBI's taxonomy places the organism in Eukaryota, Fungi, Ascomycota, Sordariomycetes, Glomerellales, Glomerellaceae.
AUGUUCUUCAACACCUCCCCCGACGCCCUCUUCAUCCCACCCGCGACCAUCGACCCGGUGGGCUUCGGCAAGGUUGCCAUCGUCACGGGGUGCGGCUCGGGCGUGGGCCUCGCCUGCGCCCAGCUGCUCCUGGCGCACCAGUACCAGGUCUGCGGCCUCGACGCGCGCGAAUUCAACUACUCGCUGCUCCAGGAGGCGGACCACGGCAGGUUUCAUUUCCACCGCGCCGAUCUCACGGAGCCGAGAGCAUGCGAGGACGGGGUGUUUGCUGCUGUUGCUUCUUUCGGGGGACGGGUUGAUUUGCUCGUCAAUGUUGCGGGCGUUAUGGGAUCCUUUAGCAGCGCCGACGGCGUGACGGACUCGGAGUGGGAUCGGGUGGUGGCCGUCAACCUCACGGUCCCGGUCAAGAUGAUGAGGGCGGUGAUCCCCUUUAUGCUCGAGAAGAAGUCGGGCGUCAUCAUCAACGUCGCCAGCACGGCCGGUGUCUCGGGGGCCGUGGCCGGGAUAGCGUAUACGUGCAGCAAACAUGGUCUGAUUGGCGCGACCAAGAACGUGGCAUGGCGCUUCCGUAAAGAAGGCAUUAGGUGUAACGCGGUGCUCCCCGGCGCCAUCGACUCUCGCAUUGGCAAGGCCAUCGCCGCCGGUCACGGCCACGGCCACUACCAUGGGGAGUCCGGGUUCGACGCCGAGGCCUACGCGCAGGUCGAGCCCGUCCACGCGCUCCACGCGCAGGCGUCCGAGUCGACGCCGAACAUCACGCCACUCGAGGUCGCACAGUCGGUGGUGUUUUUGGCGACGGACCAGGCGAGGACCAUCAAUGGCGUUAGUUUGCCAAUCGAUCAGGCGUGGAAUGUUGUUUGA